Messenger RNA from Linum tenue, 285 nucleotides. NCBI's taxonomy places the organism in Eukaryota, Viridiplantae, Streptophyta, Magnoliopsida, Malpighiales, Linaceae. The record is from the annotation of a GenBank genome assembly.
GCCAAAAUUAUCAUUGCUCAAGCCUCAAAGACUCUCGACAUAAUCUAAGAUAUUGGAGUAAGAUCACAAUAUGAUCAAGAAAAUGCAAGUUCCAAGAGCCCAUAUAUUCCCCAGAAGUGGAAAUUGAAGAAUCCAAGGGCAAAGAAAGAAGUGGACAUGGUAACGAGAAGAUUGGUUUUGUAUGUUACCAAUGUAAUGGAAAAUUGCAUUUGUCCCGUACCCGUUGUACGCAAAAGACUUUAUUCUACCAAGAAUCAAAGGGAAGAGCAAAUUCAUAUACGCUCC